AUGCCACCUAGGAAGUUAUCCGGAGACACGGCGCCUGCAGAAGGGACUCGCCGAAGUUCCCGUAUUGCUUCGAACCCCACACCUGUUGCCGCAGCGGCUGCAUCCAAAGCCAGGAAGCCCUCCACGAAAGGGAAAUCUGAGGGUACUGCCACUAAAAAGAAGCGAACCGCCAAGGAGGAAGAUGAGGAAGCAUCAGCGAAAAAAAAGGCUAAGACGGACGCUGAGGAUGAGGACCAGAUUGAAGACGAUGGGUCUGGGGAAGGAGAGACCGCUGACGGCAAGGAGCUCCAGGUGGGAGAUAUCUUGCCAGAUAUCACACUCAAAAACGAGAAGGGAGAUGACAUCAAGGUCAAUGACCUCACGAGCGCUGAACAAGGGGUAGUUUUCUUCCUCGUCCCAAAAGCUGAUACGCCUGGUUGCACAACGCAAGCAUGUCUCUUCAGGGACUCCUACUCGGAGUUUAAUCAAGUCUCGUACGCUGUCUACUGCGUUAGUGCCGACACGCCUCAAGCCCAACAAAAAUGGCAAACUAAGAAAGAACUCCCUUAUCCCCUCCUCUCGGACCCUAAGCGCACCUUCAUUCGAGCCCUUGGAUCAUUGAAGCCACCCAAAUCCACUGCGCGCUCCCACUUUAUAUUCGAGAAAGGAAGUGGCAAGCUUAUCGAUAAAAAGAGCAGUGUUAAACCUGCUGAGAGUGCAAAACUGGCGCUCGAGUUUAUUAAGAAACAUCAUGGGACGGUGGCAGGGGACGUAAUGUCCACAGAGCCAAAGGACGCAGAGGAAGAGCAAGCGGCAGAAACUCAAGAGCGGGAAGAGAAAGAAGAAAGGGCAGAGUCCACCACCGAAGAAAAAAGCCCCGUGGAGAACGGGAAGAAUCCCGAAGACAAUGACGAUACUAUCAUGGCAGAUUCUUGA
This is a messenger RNA of Cantharellus anzutake, 915 nucleotides long. Its product is annotated as thioredoxin-like protein. Lineage: Eukaryota; Fungi; Basidiomycota; Agaricomycetes; Cantharellales; Hydnaceae. The record is from RefSeq and is a predicted model, not a curated record. The coding region runs from base 1 to 915 and encodes 304 amino acids. Gene Ontology annotation, molecular function: thioredoxin peroxidase activity. Gene Ontology annotation, biological process: cellular response to oxidative stress; cell redox homeostasis. The transcript has 5 exons. Gene Ontology annotation, cellular component: cytoplasm.